Molecule: messenger RNA, 1858 nt
Organism: Phalaenopsis equestris
Lineage: Eukaryota; Viridiplantae; Streptophyta; Magnoliopsida; Asparagales; Orchidaceae
Product: myb-related protein 2-like
Exons: 7
Coding region: 128-1309 (393 amino acids)
Molecular function (GO): DNA binding; DNA-binding transcription factor activity
Source: RefSeq, a predicted model, not a curated record
CAGAAGGCUGUAAAGAUCCUAAGGUGUUAGCUUUUAAGCAAAUAUAAGACAACCCAGAAGCAAAGUUCCUAAAAGAGAGCAGCUUUUGCAGAAUACCAUCUCAAGAAAGAGAAGAAACUAAGAGGAAAUGUAUCAUCUCGACCACAAUAGCAGCAACCUCAUUUCUCUGAGGGAAUCCUAUCCUUCGGAAAGAAAUUUGUUUCUGCAAGCAGGAAAUGGUCCAGUAGAUUCAGGACUAGUUCUCUCGACUGAUGCCAAACCGAGACUAAAAUGGACUCCAGAACUCCACGAGCGAUUUGUGGAGACUGUGAAUCAACUCGGCGGAGCUGACAAGGCCACCCCUAAAACCGUCAUGAGGCUCAUGGGUAUCCCAGGGCUAACUUUAUACCACCUUAAAAGCCAUCUUCAGAAAUAUAGGCUCUGCAAAAAUCUUCAAGCUCAAACUAAUGGACGGAGUGCAAAGAAUGGCGGUGCGGCGGAGGCACCAGACAGAACAGCAGAAGGUAGCAGUUCCUUAGUCAACAACAUCAAUGUUGGCCUACAUAACAAAACGGUGCAGAUAAACGAAGCACUGCAGAUGCAGAUGGAGGUGCAGAGGAGGCUACAUGAGCAAAUGGAGGUGCAAAGACAUUUACAAAUGCGGAUAGAGGCUCAGGGUAAAUACUUACAGACAGUGCUCGAAAAGGCUCGUACAACGCUCGAGAUUCAGAACACAGGUUCUGCAGGCCAUGAAGCUGCUAAAGAGCAACUCUCUGAAUUAGUCUCAAAGGUUUCAAAUGAAUGCUUCACGAGUGCAUUUAUAGGUUUGGGAGAGAUCCAUGGAGCUGAUAAUUUGCGAGAAUGCAGAGUCCAACAUGCUGACUGUUCGAUUGACAGUUGUUUGACCUCAUGCGAAGGAUCACAAAAGGAACAGAAAAUGCACGGCAUCAAUUUGAACCUCCAAGGGUAUCACAGUAAUUUAUCAUCAGGCACAAACGAAAAGCACGAGAAUGUCAGAUUUGAAUCGAUUAAUUCAGGGUGGUGGUGUGGAGAAUUGAACGGCCACAACAUGUUUUCUCAGCCGAGGGUGAAUGUCUCAGAAAAUUGCAGUCUACCAGUCUCCAAAACAAAUUGCAGGCAAAUAGACAAGUAUAAUUCUGAUCAUGAACGACCGAAUUAUGGAGGAACGGUUCAACAAGAAAGUUCGAAGAACUUGAAUGAGUUUGGAAUGCCAUGUUUGACACCACAACUGGAUCUAAACACCCGUGAUGACAAUGAUGCUGCUCGAAACUGCAACGAAUUCGAUCUAAAUGGUUUCAGCUGGAAUUAAUUCAGAAAAUAUUAGCUAUUUAUAAUGCUCCAUGAUGAAUUUAUAAGUAUUAACAAAAAAUCUCAUAAUAUAUCUUUCUUUUCAGUUUAUCUAAAUCAUUUAUAAUUCAAAGAGAACUUGAAUGAGUUGGAAUGCCAUGGUUGACACCACAACUGGAUCUAAACGCCCGUGAUGAUAAUGAUCUGCUCGAAACUGCAAUGAAUAUCAUCUGAAUGGUUUCAGCUGGAGCUAAUUCAGAACAUAUUAGCCAUUUAUAAUACUCCAUGAUAAAUUUUCUAAGUAUUAACAAAUACUCUCAUAAUAGUUUUUUUCUUUUCAGUAAUCUAAGUCACUUAUAAAUCAAAGAGAUUUGAAUUCAGUUAUUUAUAUCCAGAGGUGAACUGAUGAGUGUACAAAUAGAGUUUCAAAAUCAUUUAAACCGAUUAAAUUGAGGUAAUUUGUAAAAAUUAGUUAUGUUAAGCAUAACCAAGGAACAUUGUUCAUAAUCAACUUCAGAUUCUUAAUGUCAUUCACAAAGAAGAAGAUAUAUCUAAAGGCAGCAAUACCCCC